ACCUUCCAAGUUUCCAUUAAUGGAGUUCCUCCACUUCCUCACCUUUCUUUCUAUGGCAGUGAUUGUGAGUCAUGCAGCUGUGGCUCCUGAAACAUACUGGAAAUCUGUGUUGCCAAAUACCCCCAUGCCCAAAUCACUCACUCAACUUCUCAAUAAUGAUAAGAGCAUGGAUAUCUAUGUAGGUGUUGGCAAAGGCGGUGUAUCUGUUCAUGCCCCUGGCACAAGCGUGGGUGUUGGUGGCGGUGGUGGUGUAUCUGUUCAUGCCCCUAGCACCAACGUUGGUGUUGGCAAAGGUGGUGGUGGUGUAUCUGUCCAUGCCCCUGGCACCAGCGUUGGUGUUGGCAAAGGUGGUGUAUCUGUCCAUGCCCCUAGCACCAACGUUGGUGUUGGCAAAGGUGGUGGUGCAUCUGUUCAUGCGCCUGGAACCAAUGUUGGUGUCGUUGGCAAAGGCGGUGAAUCCGUCCACGUUCACGCUCCACAUCCAAAACCGAAAGGGGAGUGUACGAAGGUGAGCGUUGGCAAAGGAGGUGUGGUCGUUCGUUGUCACGACAAGAAAAAGCCCGUACACGUAGAGGUGUCUCCGUUUUCCUACAAGUAUGCUGCUACAGACAAUCAACUGAAAGACGAUCCAAACGUUGCGCUUUUCUUCCUCGAAAACGACAUGCACCAUGGCCACGGGAUGAACUUACACUUCACCAAAACCAUCGGCCCGUCAUCAACUUUCUUGCCACGAAAAGUUGCUGACACGAUACCCUUUUCGUCAAAGACGCUUCCAGAAAUAUACGCUCGUUUCGACGUCAAACCUGACACGACAGAAUCCGAAUCAAUGAAGAAAACGAUCAGCGAAUGUGAGGAUAAGGGAGUGGAAGGUGAGGAGAAGUAUUGUGCAACUUCAUUAGAGGCCAUGGUCGACUUCAGUACGUCUAAGUUGGGUAACAAGGUUAAGGCGAUCUCGACAGAGGUACACGCUAGAAAGACGACUCCAUUGCAGAAGUACACGAUCGAAGGAGCGAAGAAAUUGGCCGCCAAAAGAGCCGUGGUUUGCCACAAACAAAACUACCCGUAUGCGGUUUUCUAUUGUCACAAAACCACGACCACCGAAGUGUAUGCAGUGUCUUUGGUGGGUGAAGACGGUACAAAAGCUAAAGCAGUUGCAGUAUGUCAUACCGACACUGCAAAAUGGAACCCUAAACAUUUGGCAUUUAGGGUUCUGAAAGUAAAACCGGGGAGUACCCCAGUUUGCCAUUUCCUACCUGAAGAUCAUGUCGUUUGGAUACCUUAUUAAUGAUAUAUGUCCUCGUGGUUUUAGCCUAGCAGAUAAAAAGGUGAAAGUCUUGCAGAAAAUAUAUCUGGUAUUUUAUGAACUAGAGAGAGAAUAAAGCCCAUUUGUUGUUAUUUGGUGUUUUGAGGGCUUGUAGUUUACAUUAGAGAUACGAUUGAUGUACACUAUUAUGAGAUUGUUUAUAGUCGUAGUGUCGUACCUUUGUAUUUGGUUUUAUGGAUGUUUACAAUAUUCUAUAAUAACCUUAUUCAUAUAUAUGAAU
Messenger RNA from Cynara cardunculus var. scolymus (artichoke), 1544 nucleotides. Its product is annotated as BURP domain-containing protein 3-like. The coding region runs from base 20 to 1285 and encodes 421 amino acids. The transcript is spliced from 3 exons. NCBI's taxonomy places the organism in Eukaryota, Viridiplantae, Streptophyta, Magnoliopsida, Asterales, Asteraceae. The record is from RefSeq and is a predicted model, not a curated record.